Messenger RNA from Cheilinus undulatus (humphead wrasse), 4187 nucleotides. It is a transcript of the gene sapcd2, whose product is annotated as suppressor APC domain containing 2. Bases 208 to 1632 code for a protein of 474 amino acids. NCBI's taxonomy places the organism in Eukaryota, Metazoa, Chordata, Actinopteri, Labriformes, Labridae. The record is from RefSeq and is a predicted model, not a curated record. The transcript is spliced from 6 exons.
UUCAGUGGGAAGAUAGACGUUGAAAACGGUGAAAUAUUUGGAGAAUUUCUGGAUUUAAAAGGCGUUUCACGGAUACGUAUUAAGCUGUUCGGUGAUUUUACCGGCUUUGUGUAGUUUUUAUGUGCCGCUGUGUGCUUUUAUAAAGUUAGCCAACUUGUGGUUGGCGUGUUUUUCAUUGAUCAGUGAGCGGAGAUUAUCGGUACGUUCAUGGCUCUGAUAGCUACUGACCAGGGCUGCAAGCUGAACGGGACGUCGGCUGUUUACGGCAGAGUUGGACCGAGAAAAGAGGUGUUUCAGGGCAAGGCAGAGGGCUUUAAACACACAAAAAUGCUGCCAAAAGAGACUGAAUAUUCAACAGAUGGUCUUCCCAAAGCUUUCCUCCACAGCCUGAGGACCCUGUUUGACAUCCUGGAUGACGCUGGACGAGGCUAUGUCCACAUCUCGGAGAUAGAGAGCCGCUGGCAGGGGGCAGACACCCGGGACUUGCCUGGUGGGGUGCUGAACUGUCUGAGGAGGGUCACCCCGCCACAUGGCUGCCUCACCUUUGAGCGGUUCGUCGCGGGGCUGCGGUACUCCAUGCUGAACCCGGAGAACAGCCAGCACUUCAAGGCCCAGGCUGCCGUUCACCCGCAGCAGGCACCAAAACAGACUCAGAAACCGGCUCCGCUGUCCACAUGCAGUGUGGGGACACGAGUGGAGAACAAGGUCCGUCCUCUGGGACCGAGCGACGUGACGAACACCCAACAGCAGCAGCACAGGUCGUCCUCUCUGCAGAGCCGGGGCAGACCGGAGGAAGGGCCCGGGUACCCGGCGUGUGGACCAGCACAGUACAGCGCGGGAUACGAGAGGUCCGGGCGGAGUUUGGAGCGCAAACCAGGAGCUCCGAACGGAGGGUGUUACCGGGCGGAACCGAGCCAGACCAACAAGCCGGCGCAGCCCCAGCAGAGCCGGGUCAGGUCCAUUGAGUCGCUGGCGCUAGAGUCACCGCAAAUCCAGGGACCAAGUGGUGUUGUGAAAUCUGGUUUACCGAGGUCUCAGAGCGAAUCUGCAACAGGAUUUUCAGGCGGCUCCAGACGACACGGGCGGAGUCGGGAAGAACAGCGGCGGCACACCAUAUCCAACGGCGUUGAUUAUGGAAUGUUGAAGCAAAUGAAGGAGCUGGAGCAGGAGAAGGACUCCCUGCUGGCCGGCCUCGAGGUGGUGGAGCGGGCCCGAGACUGGUACCAGAGCCAAAUCCACAACGUCACAGAGAGGCAGCGGCAGGUCGGCCAGAGCUCCCACUGCACGGAUUUCUUCACAGAAGCCAGCCAGAGUCGAAUGAAUGUACUCAUACCCAAACUUCAAGAAGUCAACCGCUGCCUUAAUGACCUCAUUUCCUGCACUGGGAUGCAGUCAUAUCCAAGCUCUGCUCCGACAGUAGGGCUUUCAGCUUCCCAGCUUCCAGGUCCAGCUCCUCCACAAGCCAUCCAGAGACUGAAGGACCAGAACCGACUUCUCACACAGGAGGUGACGGAGAGGAGCGAGCGGAUCGCACAGCUGGAGCAGGAGAAGUCUGCUUUGAUAAAGCAGCUUUUUGAGGCUCGAGCCCGCAGCGCGCAAGACACCAGCACUCUGGACUCCACCUUCAUCUGAACUCCAACAAACAGCAGCAGAAUCAUCUUUAAAAUGUUUCAGUGAGGAAUGAUUGCGGAGGAAAACAUUGGCAAGACUGGAGCUGACUGUUGUUCACCCACUUUUGUAGCAGGGAUGCACCUUUAGCCACGAGCUGCACGAGACCACUCCAACAUUUAAAGAAAAGCACGCAAGACCUAGAUGUGAACACUCCGAGGAAAACCUGAUCCGAAUGACUUGACUCAAGAGUUUAAAGACUUCUUUUUUAAUUCCUGCACUCAAGCUGAAAAGAAUCCCAAGAAACUCCUGGGGUAUCCUAUCACUCCUUUUUUUGCAGGAACUUUUUAUCUCCACACCAACUCCUAAUUGAUUCUCAUGCUCGACUUCACAGGCAGCAGCAAAAAACAUGACAAUAGAGGUCUAAAGAGGUACCGACAAGCUGGAGGAGUUGUUUGUGCUGGGAUAAAAUGCCAUACUCUUGAAGUUUGGUACAAAAAUAAUUGACAAGCUGCUUGAUGUGACCUAUCAAACACAUUUUUUACUCUUUUAAGCUUGAUGAGAAUGAAAAUUACAUACACAUUUUCACUUCUUUUACUACUCCCUUCCCUUUAAAGCUCCUGUGAGGAGUUUUUAGCUGGUUAUGAAACAGUCUGAAAUAGACACUGAUGGUUCUUUAUGACCCACAAAACCCAGCAAGAUCAUUAGAAAGGGGAAUUCCUGUUUGUAUAUGGUUAUUUUUAAUGUCUGAAACUGAUGGUGUGGGGGGUAAGUUGCAGACGAAGUGAUUGAACGGUCUAGUUUUACAUUUUCCUCGGCAACAAGCCGACAAGCAAGUGAUAUUUGACUGUUAAAAGACAGGAUAAGAUUUUUGUUUACAAAUAACAGUGAGGUUGUCAAAACUUUUUCAAUACCAUUUGUUAAAAAUUGAUGCAAUCUGUUUUUUUUAAUGAUUCACAAUAUGGAAAAGUCUGUUAAUUUUGAAAAAUGAUAUCUAUUUCAUAAGUGCAAAAAAGUGGAAUGAGUCCAACAUUAAUUGCAAACAUAAGGCCUCUGCAUACUGAGUCCCUUUUUUGUCAAGAAAAAUAAUGUCACAUGCAGAAACCUUGCACUCCCUGAUGCAUUUUGCAAAUCAUUUAGAAAAUUUGCAGAACAAGAAAAAGAUCAAGCUGUGAAGAUGUUUUUUUGGGUCUUUCAGUCCUUGGAAAAAAAAAACACUGGGUUCAUAGUCUCCUGACUUAACUCUUUUAUAUAUUUUCACAUUUUGGUUUGCACGAGCUCAUGCGAGGGCCAAGGGGGGAAAGGGGAAUGCUUUUUGGGGCCCAUCGCAGUUAAGAAAAAUAGUCCUUUCCCAAUUCAAGCAAUCGUGUAUGUAAUAGUGUUAUGUGAUGUUUUAUGGUUGAAAUCCACAGAAUGGGAGCAAAGAAUUUUAAAGUUUCAAUGUGCAGGAGAGAAAAAGGGAGCAGCAGAUGUUACUCUGAAAUGUCAAACAGUUAUCUAAAUGAUUUGUAGAAUGCAAGAAAGGCAAAAAAUCAGAAAAAAAAAAAAUGACUAAAAAGGUAGAGUCAGUGUGCAGCAAUUUUGGACCGAAAAAAGACUAAGUGUGCUGGGGCCUUCUGCAAAAACAUUGAGUUUGUCUGCAAGUUUUGGUCAUUGAAAACAAAAAUUGGCAGUCAUGGACUUCUUUUUGUGUUGCCUUGGUAUCAAGACAGUUAUCAUUUGGUUUGAACCACAAUCUUAUGGAGGUCUGACAACCCUACAUACAUAUGUACAAGACAAAAUUCCAAAGUUCCUCACAGGAGCUUUUAAUGUUGAUCUAUAAUCAUAUGUUUACUUGGCGUAGGCUCUCUCAUUUUAGGGUUUUUAAUCUUAAACACAUGGAGACCGAAAGUACUGAUAUAUGAUUAUUUUAUACCCAAGUAGCAUGUCUAAUGUUACACUGUUAGAAUUUUCAGAUGUUUUUUUUUUUAAGAUUGAAGAGAUGGGAGGGCAGCUACGAGCCAUCAAGGCGUAGAGGCAGCGGCGGAUGAGAGAAGUUUGGAAGUUUGCACGUAGAAAAGAGAAGAGAAUGAUCAGACGGUGAAUGUGUCGGAGCUCGAGCUCCUGGGUUGGGAGAUCUUUCUGAUGUCACGUCAGAAACAAAUACUUAAGAAAAAAAGAAAAACAUCACUUUGGCCGUCAAGUCUUUUAAGGGGAUUCUUUGCAUGGGUCGUUUUUUUAUCUUCUGAAGAGAUUUCUGUGUGAGAGCUGGAGAUUAGCACAAAAGACUUUUUGUCCUUUAAGUGUCAAUUUUUACCAGAAAUAUUUGGCUUAAGACUAAAACUAAAAGCAUGCAGCCAUCCACCAGUUUACGGAAAUAUUUAGUUAGUGGGUGGUGGUAGGAAAUGACACAUUGUAGUUUUAUAAUGGAUCUUUAUGGUACUGCUGGGAUAUCUGCACAUAACAUAUUGUUGAUGUCUGUUUCCCAUUUGUUUGACUUAAUGUUUUUUUGCUGCUCAAACUGCAUUAUGUGAGUGAAACUCUUUCCCUCUGCUUUCUAUCAGGACACUACAGAUGAAAUGUACAAAAAUAAAUACUAC